CUUGUUAUUUUAUUAUACAAUCGACCCACGGCGAACCUGCCUUCAGCGGCACCAACCUCCGUCAGUGAACUGGGUGGUAGCGAGUCUGACCGCAACUCAGAGAGGCCGGCUAUUCACACGCCUGUCCACGUCUACGAAACAAGCGGAACUCUGGGUUGCGCAAACACACACACGAAAUCACGCACACGAGAGGAGUUUGAACAGCGCAUGGCUGUGUGCACGAACUGUGACACGCCAUUGGGACCGCUUCGUUACAUCACCACCUUCCAGCUCCUCGGUUCUGCGCGCCUGUCAACGCGCGACCGAAUGCAGGCACAAACACACCUCUCGUACAUCAUCUGCUGUUGCCACGACCACGACCCCGACGAAGAUGCCUCGCCAGCAGCACCACCACCACCGCCGCCGCCGCCGCCAGGGGCUGUCAUAAAGCAUUUCCCGGUGAAGGGGGCAAGACAACUAGCCUUUACCGAGCCGGUGACGACGCUGGGUGACCGGGCUGGAGUUAUUGCCGCUUUACUGUGGGUCAGAAGCUGA
This is a messenger RNA of Mesocestoides corti, 534 nucleotides long. NCBI's taxonomy places the organism in Eukaryota, Metazoa, Platyhelminthes, Cestoda, Cyclophyllidea, Mesocestoididae. The record is from the annotation of a GenBank genome assembly.